This is a messenger RNA of Fomitopsis serialis, 1721 nucleotides long. RefSeq lists its product as uncharacterized. The coding region runs from base 1 to 1380 and encodes 459 amino acids. The transcript has 4 exons. Lineage: Eukaryota; Fungi; Basidiomycota; Agaricomycetes; Polyporales; Fomitopsidaceae. The record is from RefSeq and is a predicted model, not a curated record.
AUGUCCGAGGGCUCCUCUCACUGUCCUUCGACCCUGCAGCUUCCCGUGGAAGUCUGCGAGCGGAUCAUCAACCACAUAGCGAUGGGAUGGGAUAUCAGUCAUCAUUUCGUGGCGGACGAGCCGCAUGUGUCCACUCUUGCAUCCUGCGCGCUCGUAUGCCAAGACUGGUACUUCCUGACGUGGUACCAUCUGCGUCAACGCAUCCAUCUACGAGAUAGGAAGGACGUUCUCUCGCUCUCCAAGACACUCCACGCAAAACCUCGCCUCCGUGAGGUCGUUCGGCAGGUCGUCAUAUCGGGUGCUUCUCCCGGGAAGCGUCAACCGAUCCGGCACUUGGGGACGUUUGCCGCCAUGCUCGCGAACAGAGCUCCCGCGUUGUGGAGGAUCACCAUUCAAGACGCUGAAUGGACCACCGGCUCGGUCCGAAGGGAGGACAUCGCCUACCUCGCUGCUUUCGGCUCCAUUGGCACACUGAUCGUCCGCAAAGUCACCUUGUCGAGCGUUGCCCAGCUGUCCUGCCUCGUGUCAGCACUCCCGAGGCUUAGGGCCCUAUGGUGCGUCAACGUCAGUUGCUUGCAGAAACAGCAAGUCUCCCCAGUCUCUCUCCCACUGAACUGUGCAAAUCUGGAGGGUCUUGAAGUGCGAUGGGCUGCGCCAGCAGUCGAAGAAUUCUUUGUGCAGAUCAGCUGGGCUUCUCGAGUACGCUUUCUCAAUCUUGGAGUGGUCGGCGAGGUAGAUCCAUCCUCGCGAUCGGCAACCAGCAGAAGCCAGACUGUGCUGGAUGCGAGUUCCGCAUCUGCAGAGACGGUUGCACUCCAUAUUGAUCCCCGUUUUCCUGUUCGCGAUGCGCGACACUACAACUUUUCACGCCACGACCACCUGCGGAGGUUGGCGAUCUGGCUGUACCACCCCUUUGCGGAGUGGCCCUGGAUCCCGCAUAUCUUGUCUCACAUCGUCUCGAAACACUUCCAGGCUAUGUCUGUUAUGUUGGUGGUCCGGACAGCCCACAUGGCCGAUGACUUGGACGGAAUGCUGACGACAAUGGGACGGGAUGAUGCCCUGGCGCGAUUGGACAGUAUACUGCAGGAGAAGCGCUUCUCCGGUACUAUUGCAUCGCGCGGCGUCUGUAUAGGCAUUCACUAUGAUAACGACAGUUGGGCAUCUGGCGAUGAACAGUUUGGGAUGGGUUUAGCACUCCGAGAACGGCACAAUCGGUGGGACGAGCUCGUCAGGCAGAAGAUGCCCCACUCGCAUGGACGAGGUAUAGUGACCACUGUGCACAACUUCCAAGAAUUCGACAACUGGAAGACGGACGUGGUAGAGAUACGUACCAGCAUGCCAGCUGAAGAGACAAAUGCCAACUUGAAAGGAGAGGCGUAGCCACAGGGUCGAGAUGAUGAGGUACUCGAGGCGACAUGCCAUUGACAUCCUCGCGAUCCCCAUCUCCGUAGUGCCGAUGCUGAAUAUUAAUGACCAUGGCCGGAACGGAGGUCGAAAAAUCGUCGCUGGUGUGGGGAAACGGCGUCGCGCCCACUAAGUAAUGGUCAUAUGUAGCACAACAUAUGUCCAUUUCCUAAAUGGUGGAGAAUUGGACACACAGCGGUAUGACUGUUGUGUGCUCUGGAUAGACAUUCGAGGGUCAAUGAUGGAACGGGGUUCCGUCGAUACUGGAUGCAUCCAAUGGUAUUCGGGUAGUGUGUGUCAAUAGGACAAUAGGACAC